UAGUGGAACUGAGUGAGCAGGUGAGCAUCACAUAUACAAGAGCUGGACUAACAGGACCGGACACACCUCAAGCCCAGACUACUACAGGUAAAGAAAUGAAUUUCAACCUUGCUUCCAUCGUUCUCUUGGUGGCACUGUGCUGGAUGUCUGUUGGCAUCUAUGCCCAGAGUACCACAACCACUAUGAACACGACCUCAACUACAAUGGCACCUGGAAAUACCACAAUGGCAAUGGCAGGAAACACGACCAGCACUAACAGUACCACAAUGGCACCAACAAGCAACACAACCACAACAGCAGCCUCAAACAUGACAUCAGCUACUACUGCGGCCUCAAACAUGACAUCAGCUACUACUGCGGCCUCAAACAUGACAUCAGCUACUACUGCGGCCUCAAACAUGACAUCAGCUACUACUGCGGCCUCAAACAUGACAUCAACUACCACUGCGGCCUCAAACAUGACAUCAACUACCACUGCGGCCUCAAACAUGACAACACAAAACGCUACCACAGCGGCCACAAACGCAACAGCAGGAAAUAAUACCAGUGCUCCAACUACUACUACAACCGCUGCUCCUACUACUACUACUACUGCUCCCCCAAUUGAGCCCAAUACAACAGUUACGGAACUUUCGACCAAUAUCACCAGAGACCAGUGUCAAAAGGAGAAGCUGUGUGCAGCCCAACCCGACAGCUGUGACCCUGAAGUGGCUGGCUCUUGUUACUUUGUCGGAGUGAAACAAUCAAGCGGACAAAACAUGGACUUUGAGCUGUCCGGAGAGACUGAUGGCUAUCUGGGCUGCACUCUGAAGCCAACUGCUGGUGACGAGACGGCUUACUUGUGUGUCAAAACCAAAAACAAACUGAUCUUCAUUGGCGCUAAGCUCGUGAAUGGAAAAUUCACAAAUCAAACGGUCCUUGUGAACAAAGUGAGAGCUGUCAUGAAUGGAAAAAAGAUUCAGUGCUCUUUCUCUGCCACUGUCCCCAACGCUACAGCCAGGUCUGCGGACACCACCUUUGAAGUGUCUGUGGUCACUGGAACUUAUAACGAAACCACAGGACAGCCUAGUGCCCCAACAACUCAACUUAGGACAGCUCCAGUGGACCUGACCAACCCAAAAGCUGACACCAACAACACACUGACCAACUCCACUGCUGCCCCCGCCACCACCACAGCAGGAACUGUGCCCCUGCCGUCCGUCUCCACUGCUCUUCUGAUCGUUCUGGGUGUUCUGAGUCUGGCCUGGCUGUGAAGAACCUGAAACCUCCUUCUUAAGAAAAAGGAAAGCUAAAACCAAAGCUAAUCAUAAAGUUACAUACAAAAGAAAACUGUAAAACAAACAUUAGUUAUAUUAUACAAUUUAAGAUAUGAAUCAAAUUUGAAUAUUUUUAA
This is a messenger RNA of Boleophthalmus pectinirostris (great blue-spotted mudskipper), 1393 nucleotides long. RefSeq names its product mucin-5AC-like. The record is from RefSeq and is a predicted model, not a curated record. The transcript has 7 exons. Lineage: Eukaryota; Metazoa; Chordata; Actinopteri; Gobiiformes; Gobiidae. Gene Ontology annotation, biological process: regulation of glutamate receptor signaling pathway. Bases 96 to 1253 code for a protein of 385 amino acids.